Molecule: messenger RNA, 1267 nt
Organism: Vitis vinifera (wine grape)
Lineage: Eukaryota; Viridiplantae; Streptophyta; Magnoliopsida; Vitales; Vitaceae
Exons: 4
Coding region: 19-1077 (352 amino acids)
Source: RefSeq, a predicted model, not a curated record
UACGCUUUUCUCAUCCAAAUGCCUCAAGAGGAAGACAAUUUCGAUUCCCAGGUUCUGGGUUCUUCGUUCUCGCUCUCGCUUCCUUCUGAGCCUCCUGACAUCAGAAACUGGUUCUCAAGUUAUGAAUAUGAAUCCCCAGCAUCGGAUACUCUCAAUGAUUUCGGGUGCUCUUCUUUUAAGGGAAGCCAGUGUGAGAAAGAGGAGCUUGAUACUGAAGAGAGCAACAGAGUCAAGGAUGAGAAUUUGGGGGAAUUCAUGAACACUGAACUCAUAGAUGAAUUGGCUUCUGGUGAGAAGACAGGUCCAAAUGCAUUUGUUGAAUGCAAAAGAGAUGAUAAGCUUGAAAACCCCUAUGUGAAUGAGAGGAAUCAUGAUAAUGAAGGGAAUAAAGACCGGUAUGGUUGGAAUGAUUUGUGCUCCGGCAAGAUAAGUGAUCAAGGCUGGGCUGAUAGCACACUGCAAAACCAUGAUACUGAGCCAACCAAAAAUGUCAAGCAAUCAAGUAGGAAUAAUGAAGAUUCUUUGCCAGAGUUGGAAGGGAAAUUCUCUCUGAAAUGCUCGAAAACUAACAAAGGUAUUGGCAAGAAUGGCAGAAGAUCUCCAAUAAAGUUGGUUCAAAGGAAGGGUUUCAUCCAAAGGAACUCAGAAGCUAACUCCCCAACUAAAGGAGUUGGUCCUGUAUCAUCUGAAUGUGCUUCAGACAGGAUUGUAGUUAAUGGGGAUUCUAGGAAAAAGACAAGCCUGGUGAGCAAUGACAAGGAGAAUGGUGGAAAAGAAUUAGCAGAAAAUGGUUUUGUUUCUACCAGGAAAAACAGAUGCAGAGGAGAGAAUGAUCAUAACCAUCUUAAUAAGCCACAAGAAUUUCAGUUGGUGAGUUCGAGAAAUACAGGGAUGGUUUUGUCAACUGGUGAAAAGAAUGUUGGGGAAAGGAGGAAGGUAUUGUCAGAAAAAACCAAUCUUCAACACUCAGAUGUUACAGAGAUAGCUGGAAAAUGGAAGUGUCCCCAGAAAAGCAAGCCAGAUCUUGGACCACCAUUGAAGCAGCUUCGACUUGAGCAAUGGGUUCAUCGCUUAUGAAAACAUCAUUUUGAGAAGACAGAAACUCAGAUGUCAAGCAAUGGCCAUCUUCUCUAUGUAUCAAUUAUUCUGUCAUCCUUAAAAACUGAAAGAAUUGUACAACCUACAAAGCCCACAGGAAAUAAAAUUAGUGGGUACUAAUACGAGAUCCAUUGCUUUUAUAAUAAGAGGGAAUAUUCAAAAUUAUGUG